Molecule: messenger RNA, 1167 nt
Organism: Kwoniella botswanensis
Lineage: Eukaryota; Fungi; Basidiomycota; Tremellomycetes; Tremellales; Cryptococcaceae
Exons: 2
Coding region: 1-1167 (388 amino acids)
Source: RefSeq, a predicted model, not a curated record
AUGGAGUCAAGCCGAUCCGGGGACCGUGACAGUCCCCGUGAAUAUUUAUCUCUCUUUGACAUGUUCGAACAAUCUUGUCCUACAGACCAUGAUCAGAUAAGCUCCCUUGAAAGAGGAAACCAAAAUCAUCAGAAAGCGAAAUUGGAUGUUCACAUAAUUCCUGAAAGCGAUGAAAAUUGUGAUACUUACAGAGUUCAAAUUUACCCUUCCAUCUCCCACCAGGAUCCUGCCCCUACCCUACCAUAUUCCGAUCCAGCUUCGAUUUCCACAACGGAUGAAUCGGAUCUAAUCAUGAAGAGACACAAAUCUCUAACCGCUUUCGCUCCCUAUCUAUCUAAGUCGUUACGACUCAUUCCAUCCGAACGAAUCCAUUGUGGCAGUCUAAGUUGUUUCGAUCACGUAACCAGGUGUAAAGCAGAAUUACGAUGGUAUCUUCCUGACUCAAGAAACGACAGUGGGUGUUGGAAAGGUAUGAUCAAAGAUGAUUGCAAAGCUAUAACACACUUUGAUUGUAGAUGGUCAAAAGACAAUGAAGCGGAUGGGGAUGGGGAUGGGGACCUACCAUAUGAUUCAGGUAAUUUAUGGAAUUAUGAUGAUCCACAAGAUAUAAUUAGGAUCUCAAAUCUCCUACAACGUCAAAAGGUCCAAUCGGAAUUAUCCAAAUCUUUCACGAGUAUUCCUAUUUCUCAUGUAAGUGGUGGUGGCACCGGUAACAUAUGCUGUAAACAGGAGGUAAUGGAUUUGCCGAAAUUCGAAGGAAUAGAUUGGGAUAGGAAAAAACCAAGAGAAAUGACUAUCAAGACUGUACAGACUUUCUCAGGAUCAGAAAUGAAUGUACCUCGAUGGAUCAAAACCAUCAAGGAAUGUUCGAUGGACGAUGAUGAUAUCGAUAGAUACGUAGAAAACCUGACGAAUCGACAGUUUAUUGCUAAUGUGAACAAAGGUGAUGAAGAGUUGACGGAAGUACUUCAAUGGUCUAAUAGGCUGAUCAACUCAUUACCUUUUCGUCAACAUGAUGAAAAAGAAGGAGAAGAGAAAUAUGAGCGUGUGCAUCGCUUAUCCGAGUUCGAACUGAUGUGUAAGACUAGGCCAACGCCGGGAAAUCGUAGUUAUGAAAACGGCUACUAUUCAUUCGAGGUUCGGAUCAACCAGGAUCAAUUGAGGUGA